UCUCUCUACUCUACACAGAAUACCACCCAUCAAUUGGCCCAUUCAAUCCAAUCCAAUUUCCAGCGCAAUGCCACCCGCGCUGCACCCCCCACAGGCUCUCCUCAAUUGCCCGCAUUCCCAACUCACCACGACCAUCGCAUCUCGCCUCAUCCACCACAACUACACCCUCCUCUCAACACGCUCCUACGCCUCACACUCCAAAUCCAACACCAACACCAAAUCCCACACGCGCCCCUCCUCCGCCGCACAACCCACCACCACUACCCCCCAAACAUCAACAGCAUCAACAUCCACAACAAUCCUCACCACUCUAAACCCACCCCCGAGCACCCGACCCGCCUCCCUCGCCCUCCCACCCACCCCCUCCCCAAACACCUCUCUCCCCCCAUCCUCCAAACUAAAACGCUACAUCACCAUCGGCCGCGCAUACCUCACCUUCUACAAAACGGGUCUGAAAAACGUCUACCACAACUACCGCGCCGCGAUCCCCCUCCGACGGACCCUGAACCUAUCACCCUAUAUCCCGAGCUCUAUACCACCACUGUCACCACCAGCUACCAAGAAUGCCAGCAGCAGCAGCAGCAGCACUCCAUUCUACAAGACCUUACAAACGAACGACCUCCACCGCUCACACUUCCAACUCCUCCGACGCUCCGCGCACGACAUCCGCCGCAUGAUCCCCUUCUCGCUCAUCCUGGUCAUCUGCGGAGAACUCACGCCCCUGGCUGUGCUUGCGCUGGGGAAUGCGAUUACGCCGCUGACGUGUCGGAUUCCGCGACAGCUGGAGAAAGAGCGGGAGAAGAGGGCGCGGGCGAAGCGGGAGGCGUUGGUUGUUGGGACGGGGUCGGUGACGCCGCCUGGGGUUGGGUCUGUGGAGGAGAUGGGGGUGUUGAAGCGGAUGGUGGAUAGGAGUUGGAUUGAGGGUGCGGGGGCUGGGGAGGUGAUGCGGGCUUGUGCGGUGUUGGGGUUGGCGAGGUCGUAUGAGAGACCGGGGUGGUUGGUCCGGGUGGUGUAUCGGGGGAGGUUGAGACGGUAUGCGGAGUAUUUGGCGUGUGAUGAUGAGUUGAUUCGGAGGGGUGGGGGCGUGGCUGGGAUGGAGGCGGAGGAGGUGCGCAUUGCGGUGGAGGAGAGGGGUGGUGUGGGGGUUGGUGUUGGGGGGGUGAGGGAGGGUUGGGAGGCUGAGAGGGAGGAGAGGAGGUGGUUGGAGAGGUGGAUUUCUGGGAAUUAG
Messenger RNA from Aspergillus costaricaensis CBS 115574, 1228 nucleotides. RefSeq lists its product as uncharacterized. The coding region runs from base 68 to 1228 and encodes 386 amino acids. Gene Ontology annotation, biological process: intracellular monoatomic cation homeostasis. The transcript has a single exon. NCBI's taxonomy places the organism in Eukaryota, Fungi, Ascomycota, Eurotiomycetes, Eurotiales, Aspergillaceae. Gene Ontology annotation, cellular component: mitochondrial inner membrane. The record is from RefSeq and is a predicted model, not a curated record.